CAUAGUAACGAUGUUAACAAAGAUGGCGACCUCUAUUACUGUAGUCUGUUCACUUUUAAAUCUGCUAUGUUUGCUGCUUCUGAGUGUUGCCGCCACAACGGACGAAAAUUCGACGAAGUACGACUCAAAUUCCAGUGUGUUAGUUGAGCAGAAUGUCACAUAUUUCGCAUACACGGACAGUUUUACAACCCUACCGCCUGACUCGACGACCGCUGUGACACACGGCUACAGCAGUACGGAGGAUCCGGGGCCGCCGUCCCUGUCUGCCGACCCGCUGCCUCUGUCCGGCCGGCUGCCCUCUCCUGUCACAGACGUGGGCAGGUUGUGUCCCUGUGAUGAGCAGAGGGACCUAUGUGACGUCAACUGCUGCUGUGACAGAGACUGUGGUGAGGAGGUGGCUUUGUUCACCGGCUGCUCAAUCCACACUGUCAGUGGUAACAAGCAGCUGUGCAGCCAGGAUGCAGCACACUACACUUUAGGCAGCACAGUGGACGGCCUCUCAGAGCUCCACUCCUCGGUCCAGAAAGAGAUAAACAAUGGCAUCUUCUGCAUUCAGUCACACAACUAUGUUGAAGGUUUGUCUUUUGCCCCGCCUGUUCUUCCAACCGACAGCAACUUUGAUUCUCUCUUAAACCAAUUUGCCAACUUUAUUUUUGGUUCUGAGAAGAUCAGUGGUAAAUUAUCCAGUGUGGAGCACCAGGCAUCAUCUGGAUACCAGUAUGGGGAUGUAAUGACAACAGCAGGAGAGAAUGGAGAGAGAGGGAUGUUCUGGUUGCCAGCUCCCGGUGUCACCACCGACUGUCUGGACCUGAGUCCUGCAGCUUUCUUACAGGAGCAGAGUAAUAGUUGUUCACGGCGUCUCGUCCUUGACCAGGACUGUGGCACUCUGCUGGCCCUCAACAUGAUCACCUACACCAACAUCCGGCUGCUCGCUUCAAAGAAAAAAGAUGCAGCAGUUGUUGCUGUGGAGGUGGCAUCAGUCAUCCAGCAGUCUUUGGAUGGGACUCAGACUGAGGUGCAGCUUGAUGUUGGUGAAAACUUGAGGGCAGUUCUCCUGAAUCCAGACCUUUGUGCUAAUGUGGUGCUGGAGGUUGGCUUUGUUGUGAAGUAUAACCCAGCUGGUGAGAUCAUGAAUGUGAUGGCAUCUUUGGUCCUUGGAUUUGUUCAUGCAGACACAUUACCCUUGGAGCAGAAGUUUCACAUUAAAUAUGUCCAGCAGGAAAUUGCUGAAGAAGUGGCCGUCCAUCACAGUGGCAAUCCAGGUUAUGUGGUAGGACUCCCUCUUGUGUCUGGAAAAAGAACAGCAGAUGGUAUUAUUAGAAGCACUGAUCCCAGAGAAACACUGACUUUUCUCCGAAGUGCCAAAGACCAGGAUUGUCUCCACGGACCCCAUCAGCGCUCUCCCAUCCUGUUCGGUGUGGACGUGUUGUCCGGCUGCACGUUAAGGCCAGAUGUCCUUCACUCAGCAAAACAGAUUUCUGCUUACCUGUACAAUUACUUUACAGCCAGUGAAAUGUGUCAUAAUGACUUGCAGAGUCUCUUGUCUCACUGCAGACUGGAAGAUGCUGCCAACUGUUCCCUGGUGUCCCAAGUGCUUCUGGGUGUUCUGAGAGGUCAAAAUUAUCCCCAAUAUGUAGCCAACUUUGGAUCAUCCCCACCGAACAAUCCAAUGGACUGGGUUCCCAUCAGUAACAACUCCAAACUUGAGGAAGCCCAGACUUGCAGCAUCCCAUUGUCACUUCAUUUGGAAAUUGAAUGGACCAAAUACGGAUCCUUGCUGAAUCCCCAAGCUCAAAUUGUGAGCAUUAAAGAAGUUCUCCAAACCAACACCAGCGACUUGGCCUUGCUGACUGGCGGCAGCAGUCUUCUGACAGUCAGCAGUUCUGUGACCUUCACACCGGUUUCUGCUGCUGCUCUUCCUGGCUUCAGAGCCUUGCCUACUCUCGAUGCCAAACUGCCCUUUGAAUUCUUCUUCCCUUUUGUGUGACUAACCAACUGUAAGGACGCUUGGUGCAACAGUCUCCAGCAUUGUGCUCCCCAGUGCUGUAAUCAUCGGAUUAAGAAUUGCCAUUGCAGCCUGGCAAAUGGCAAAUCCUGAUCAUUGUUAUCUUUCAGUAUGUUCUCCAUUCGCAUUACUGUACAUAGUGUUAAUAAUGUAUAUAUUUGUAAUAAAAUAAAAUAUUUGAAUAAAAAAGAAAUCAGU
Messenger RNA from Myripristis murdjan (pinecone soldierfish), 2203 nucleotides. RefSeq names its product tectonic family member 1 (gene tctn1). Gene Ontology annotation, cellular component: MKS complex. The coding region runs from base 11 to 1987 and encodes 658 amino acids. Gene Ontology annotation, biological process: cilium assembly; protein localization to ciliary transition zone. The transcript has 13 exons. Lineage: Eukaryota; Metazoa; Chordata; Actinopteri; Holocentriformes; Holocentridae. The record is from RefSeq and is a predicted model, not a curated record.